AUGCCAACGAUAGGCGAGCAGCGGGGCGAUAAGUCACCGUCCGGUUGCGAGGCAGCAGCGUCGAGUAGCGGCGGCAGUGAGUCGGCAGCCGCCUGCGCGGGAACGGACAGUGCGCUCGACAUCGGCACCGGCGACGGCAACGGCGUCUCGGAGCUUCCGGUAUACGGCGUCAACGCGCCCGCCCGCACAUCCCUCGUGACACCAGCCCCUGCUGUUGCCGGCGCCGCCGCCGCUAGUUGCCCCGGGGCUCAACAGGUGGCGCGGGCGACGGCCGACCGCGACCCCCCCAGGCGUUCGAGGACUUUUGUACCAGCUUUUUGGUUAUCUAUUUUAUCGGGAACAGGAACUGAUUUGGGAAAUUGGUGA
Molecule: messenger RNA, 366 nt
Organism: Gryllus bimaculatus (two-spotted cricket)
Lineage: Eukaryota; Metazoa; Arthropoda; Insecta; Orthoptera; Gryllidae
Source: the annotation of a GenBank genome assembly